AUUGUGUUCGAGUUGUCGUUGCAGAUAGACGUUAUUCUGCCGAUCGUAAUAUUUUUUGUUGCGGGUGAUUUUCCUUUCAACUUCAAACAGUUUCGCAGUUAUUUUCGGCCUUUUUAUCACCGUUAUCGCGCCCCAAAGGGUGAGACUUCAAUUUGUUCAACUUGAAUUGUUGAGUAAUAUUAGAUGGUAUCUUUGCGAAAAACGUUCACAAAAGAAAGUUUUAUCAGUUUUUGUAUUUCUGUGGGAGUGAAUAGAAAUUAAUUGAAUUUAUUGUGGUUAUUGGUAGCGGUUGAUGAAUAUUUCAAGUGUAGUGAAUUUCUACGUACAAAGAAGUUUUAUAACAUAUAUGAUUUAUUUCGGUGUUUGACCAAUUUAAUUGCUGGCGAAUUUGGCGAAUCCGAAAUUGUUUUUUCCAGCAUCAGCCUUCAAGUGGAAAAAGGUGGAUUACCGAAAGAGAAAUUUUGUUGCUGAAGAAACAACGAAAAGUGGAAACGUAAUCAAAAAAAAGUUGCCGAUUUUGCUUUGUGAAGGUCUUUCGAGUGAAUUUCUGUGAAGUGUUCAAGAAUUUACUGCUGUUGCUGCUGCUAGUUGAAUCUGGAGUCUGGAUGCGAGAGCGAGAGAACUAUCCGUCGAUCAACAGAGAAAUUACUAAGCUGUCAAAAUGAAUAAGUCCUGUGCCCGGUGUCAGAAGGUGGUUUAUCCCAUCGAGGAGCUCAAAUGUUUGGAUAAGACGUGGCACAAAACAUGCUUCAAAUGUCACGAGUGCGGUAUGACAUUGAAUAUGAAGACAUACAAAGGUUUCAACAAACUUCCGUACUGCGAAGCACACAUCCCAAAAGCCAAAGCCACCACAAUUGCAGAAACUCCGGAAUUGAAGAGGAUAGCAGAAAACACAAAAAUUCAGUCGAACGUCAAAUACCAUGCAGACUUCGAAAAGCAAAAAGGGAAGGUUACACAGGUCGCCGACGAUCCCGAAACACUGCGAAUCAAGCAAAACACGAAAAACAUCUCCAACGUUGCCUACCACGGUGACUUACAGAAGAAAGCUGCCAUGGAAAGACAAAGAGAAUGUACAGAAAUUAUCGAUAGUAAAGACAACAACGAGCUGGAAUCGGAAUACUUUUCCGAGCAGUUGGCCGCGGAAUCGCUGCCCCAUUAUCAACCACCUCCCCCACCACCGGUUGUGGCCCCAGCAUCACAUUCACUGUCACAAGCCGCCAUGACCGGAUCGUCGUCUUCGCUGUCGUCUGUCGGACACAGCGCAACUGCUUCCGCCAAUCCGACCGCUGCUGUUUCCCAGCAAGCACAAAUCACACCGACCUCGACGCUGACCAAGCACAAUCUAAGCAAUCUGAACCAGAGCCAGAACAACUACCAACCAUCACAAGCCUACCAAGCUAACAACAACUACAGCAAAUCGGCCUACGGCGUCACGGUUCCAGCGCAGGUUUACCAGCAGGCUCCUCCCCCACAGCAGCCUAAUCAUUACCAUCACAAUAGUAAUAGUAGCAGCAAUAGUAGCACUCAUACCAACGAUUUGGUACGUCAGACAGUGUUGCAAAGCUCACAAGCACCCUCGGGAGUUAUGGGAAAUAAUCAAAAGUACUAUGAUCCGUAUGACAACUACGCUAGACCAAAUCCGAACGCUACCAUGGUAAACAAUAACAAUAACUACAACAGUCACUACCACCACAGUCAGCAGGCCGGUAUUGCUGGAGGUGGCGGUGGCGGUAAUGAACGAAGCAACGGUACCACUCACAACUAUCACCACAUUCAGCAGCAGCAACAACAACAUCACCACGCACAACACCAUCAGCAAGGUGAUGGUGGAUAUGCACAUUCACAGCAACAACAACAUCAACGCUACAAUGGACACCAACAACAGUAUGCACAACAACAACAACAACAACAACCACAGUAUCAGUACAACAAUGGCAAUGUGGUGAACAACGGUGGCAACAUUGGAAAGAUCGCCGACUACGAUCCCUUAACCGAUGGGCCAAGGAACAUUCCACAACCGAAUCGGCAGAGUGCGACACUGAUUUUCAGCUCUGGAAAUUUGAACGCAAACAACAAUCGACGAAUCGGAUCCGUUAACGAUAUCGACCCGGUAAAUGGCUAUUAUGGCUCGGUCACGACGGAAACACAACAGCAACAACAGCAAAAUGCCAUUUAUCACCAGCAAGCAGCUCAUCAGCAUCACCAGCAGCAACAGCAGCAGUUGUACCAACAGCAACAACAACAACAACAGCAGCAGCAGCAAAACAAUAUUAGACAUUCGCAACUUCAACAACAACAACAGCAGCAACAGUCACAAUACAUUCAACCGCCUCAGCAAUUUGGUGCUCCAACAUCAACACCGGUUACGAAGCCGAUGGGCAAAGUGCGCGUGUACAGAGCUCUGUACGAUUAUGAAGCACAGGACAGCGAUGAGGUUGGCUUCACCGAGGGCGAUCUGAUCAUUGAAGUGAACUCUAUCGAUUCCGGCUGGAUGACGGGUCGAGUCGAGCGAACGGGCCUCACCGGAAUGCUGCCGGCGAAUUAUGUCGAACUGGUGAAAAUAUAAGCUCACCUUCUGCGAUGUGUUUGACGCACAGGGCCGAGCUAUUGAGUUUCAACCAACCACCAACGAUUGUGGCGAACAGGAUUCAGUUUGAAUGUGAGCGCAAAUUUGUGAAAACAAAAAAUCACGAGAAAAUAUUACCAUUCUUAUAGUUUCUUGUUUAGUGUAAAAAGAGAAUGAUCUAAUUUAGAUGGAUAUACAACUACUUUACGAUACAAUAGUGGGAAGAAAUUGCGAGCAGCAUAUGUUUUUAAUUUUAUUUUCUUGUUAUUAUUUUGAUAUUCGCGUUAUUUCCUUGAAUUAUCAAUUAGAGUCAUUCAGCAAAAGGUGCUGAGCUAACUUUGACCACAUGUAUGGCAGCCUAUUUUUGUUGUUAAAUUUCGAAGAAUAAUUUUGCAGCAUUUACUGAAACUGUGAACAUUCGAAAAAUAUAUUUGUAUUCUUACAAUCAAUAAACACGAAUCGAAUCGCACUAGCACUAGAACAUCUGAUACAUACUGUAACAUUCGACUGGUGUAACCUACAGGAGACUAAGUAGAAUCGUGCCUUUAUCCAAUAACGAUUACCCCUUUGGAUGCAAUUUUUCAUAGUAGCAUAUACAAUGUCUUUUACACACUAGAGAUCGUAAUCAAAAUUACUCAUUUAAAAUAGUAGAUGAGCUUCCGUUUAUUGUAUACAGAUUCUGUGAUAGAUGAAUGUGUAUUCGAGAAAAUUGUUCGGCCUUUGUUCUUCAGUUCAAAAUUCUACAAACAGCUAUAAGCAAGUAAAUAAUCAAUUUAGGAGCAAACAUUUUUGGUACUUUGUCGAACCCCAGCGAGAUGUUUCGAUUAGAAAGAUUUACCCAAGAUAAGAUAGUAACAGAACAUACCGGAAUUAAACGUAUUAGUGAUAGGCUCUACAAAAAAUGGCAACAUGCAAGUUUAUUACGUACAUUUACACUUGAAUAUAUCCUUCCUCUUUCAAGCAAAUUAAUUUAUAACAUGAACCCAAGUCAAUAAACAACACAUAUACAAGUGCUACUGUUAGGUAAUAAAGAAAAAGUAAAAUGUUAUAACGCUAGAACUAGAAAUGGAUAGAAAAACAAAGAGCGAAAAUCAAAUUUUAAUGGCAA
Molecule: messenger RNA, 3674 nt
Organism: Malaya genurostris
Lineage: Eukaryota; Metazoa; Arthropoda; Insecta; Diptera; Culicidae
Product: LIM and SH3 domain protein Lasp
Exons: 7
Coding region: 662-2566 (634 amino acids)
Cellular component (GO): focal adhesion
Molecular function (GO): actin filament binding
Source: RefSeq, a predicted model, not a curated record